Cornus florida is the source of this 1229-nucleotide messenger RNA. Its product is annotated as GDSL esterase/lipase At2g04570-like. The transcript is spliced from 3 exons. Gene Ontology annotation, molecular function: hydrolase activity, acting on ester bonds. NCBI's taxonomy places the organism in Eukaryota, Viridiplantae, Streptophyta, Magnoliopsida, Cornales, Cornaceae. The coding region runs from base 162 to 1229 and encodes 355 amino acids. The record is from RefSeq and is a predicted model, not a curated record.
UAUUUUUUAUUUUUCGGUAAGUCACUCUGUCCUACAGGCUAUACAAACUUAAUUUAAAUGUAACUUUAUCUAAUAAAUGACCCAAUAAAUUAACUUCGACCUCCAUCUAGUUCCUCAUUUCAUCUCCAAGUCCAAGUCUGUUUUAUUCAGGUUAAUAAAACAUGGCUUACAAAUGUAUAAUUCCAUGGGUCAUGAUGGCCCAAUGCUUCAUACUAGUCAAUAAUAUAAAUGCAGGCAAAGUUCCGGCCAUCAUCGUGUUCGGAGACUCCUCGGUUGAUUCAGGAAACAACAACCAUGUUCGGACGAUUGUCAAAGCAAAUUUUCCGCCUUAUGGUCGUGACUUUCCUGGUGGUAAUCCCACCGGAAGGUUCUGCAAUGGUCGCAUUCCUCCUGAUUUCAUUUCGGAGGCAUUUGGGCUUAAGAAAAUUGUGCCACCAUACUUGCAUCCAUCGUAUGAUAUAAAAGAGUUUGCUACUGGUGUCUGCUUUGCCUCUGCUGGUACUGGCUAUGACCCUGCCACCUCCAAUAUCCUAAAAACCGUACCUCUAUCGAAGGAAGUGGACAACUAUAAGGAGUAUCAGAAGAAGCUGAGAGCCCAUCUAGGCGAGAAGAAGGCCAACGAAGUAAUAAGCGAGGCUUUGUAUGUUAUAAGCAUGGGAACGAAUGACUUUCUUGAGAACUACUAUCUUCAUCCCAUCACGCGUGGUAAAUACUCCAACUCUGUUGACAAGUAUAUAGAUUUUCUGGUUGGAAUUGCCGAAAAAUUCGUCAAGGAACUACAUAGCCUCGGAGCUAGGAAGAUUUCCCUCGGAGGGCUUCUACCAAUGGGGUGUUUGCCCAUGCAGAGAACUAAAAAUAUUGUCGGAGGAAAAGGAGAUAAAUGUGUGGAUGAUCUAAACACAGUGUCUAAGAAUUUCAAUUCCAAGCUGAGUAAUACGGUGCAAAAGCUAAACAAGGAGCUUUCUGGGAUAAAAUUGGUGUACGCAAAUGUUUACGACCUUUUCUAUGAAUAUAUCCAUAAUUCUUCAAAAUAUGGGUUCCAGGAUGGUGGAAAGGCAUGUUGUGCCACUGGAAGGUUCGAGCUUGGAUACUUGUGCAACAAAAUCAGUCCAUUUACAUGUAAAGAUGCAAAAAAGUUUGUGUUCUGGGAUGCUUUCCAUCCUUCUGAGGAAACAAACCGUAUCAUCUCGGAUGCUUUGGUUAAAAAUGGAUUACGUCAGUUCCUUUGA